Zingiber officinale is the source of this 3403-nucleotide messenger RNA. Its product is annotated as UDP-glucose:glycoprotein glucosyltransferase-like. Gene Ontology annotation, cellular component: endoplasmic reticulum. The record is from RefSeq and is a predicted model, not a curated record. The transcript is spliced from 25 exons. Gene Ontology annotation, molecular function: UDP-glucose:glycoprotein glucosyltransferase activity. NCBI's taxonomy places the organism in Eukaryota, Viridiplantae, Streptophyta, Magnoliopsida, Zingiberales, Zingiberaceae. The coding region runs from base 1 to 3105 and encodes 1034 amino acids.
AUGCCUAUUAUACGCCUCUUCCUGUACGUUAAGGAGAACUACGACACUCAGUUGGCUUUUCAGUUUUUGAGCAGUGUUGGCAGGUUCUGGCAGGAUGAGGAUGUUCUGGGUGAAAAAACUGUUGGAGUGCAUGAUGUUGAAGGGGCAUUUGUUGAAACUCUCAUAUCAAAGACAAAGUCUCCUCAGGAUGUAUUAUUAAAGCUUGAAAAGGAGUCAACUUAUAAGGACGAGGUUGAAGGGAGCUCUAAUUUUGUUCUUAAACUGGGGUUGUCUAGCCUUGAAUGCUGCUUUUUGAUGAAUGGCCUUGUACAUGACGAAGUCAGUGAGGAAGCUUCUAUAAAUGCUAUGAAUGAAGAACUCCCCAGAAUUCAAGAACAAGUCUAUUAUGGGCAUAUUAACUCAAAAACAGAUGUCUUGGAGAAAUUUCUCUCUGAGAAUGCUUACCAACGCUAUAAUUUACAGAUACUAAACGAAGCUAAGGGUCAGAAAAGGUUUAUUUCACUAUUCUCAUCAUAUGCUGGGACAAAAGGAAUGCUUGAAGAUAUGAACUACUUGCACUCCCAUGGAUCUAUGGAUGAUUUGAAGCCUGUGACACAUCUUCUUGCCGUUAGCAUUACAUCAAGAACUGGGAUGGAAUUGCUGCAUGAAGGGAUAAAAUACUUGAUAGAAGGAUCUAAAAGGGCCCGGGUUGGCAUAUUGCUUUAUGGAGCCGAGUCUACUUAUUCACCUGCUUCUCUUUUUAUGAAAAUCUUUGACACAACUAUAUCCUUGUAUAGCUACAAGGCAAAAGUCUUAGACUUUUUAGAAGAACUGUGCUCGUUCUACGAGGGCAGAUAUAUGACAGUGCCUUUGCUGGAUUCUGAAAAUUUUGGCAUAUUUUCUGAUAUGGUUCAUGAAUUAGCUGAAAAAUUUGGUCUUCCUUUCGAUCACUAUAAUGCAACAUUUUCAGACUUUUCAGUGGCUGAAACAAAGAUGCAGAACGAGAAGGUCUCAGGUCUUUUGUGUGGGCAAUUAGGUCUUCAGUAUGGUUCUAAUGCUGUGAUUACAAAUGGAAGGAUAUUUAUUCUUAAAGAAGGGAGCCUCUUUCUGAGUGACGACUUGAGCCUUCUAGAGUCUGUAGAAUUUGAGAGAAGAACUAAAUACAUCUAUGAGAUUAUUGAGAAAGUGGAAUGGGUGGAUAUUGACCCUGAUUACCUAACUAGUAAAUUUUAUAGUGAUUUAAUCAUGUUAGUUUCCUCCUCACUGUCUACACGCGAGCAGAGUUCUGAGAGAGCACGCUUUGAAAUUUUGAAUGCAAAAUACAGUGCUGUCAAUCUGAACAAUGGAAAUUCCAGCAUACAUAUAGAUGCAGUUAUUGAUCCUCUUAGUCCCUCAGGACAGAAGCUUACUCCGCUUCUACAUGUACUGUGGAAAUGUGUUCGACCAAGCUUGAGAAUAAUUCUAAAUCCAAUUAGUUCUCUUGCAGACAUCCCUUUGAAGAACUACUAUCGGUUUGUAGUCCCUUCAUUGGAUGAUUUUAGUGCCGUUGAUUAUUCAGUAAAUGGUCCCAAAGCAUUCUUUUCUAAUAUGCCGAUGUCGAAAACCCUCACAAUGAACCUUGAUGUUCCUGAGCCAUGGCUUGUUGAGCCAGUUGUUGCCAUUCACGACUUGGACAAUAUUCUGCUGGAAAACUUGGGUGAUUUGAGGACAUUACAGGCUGUGUUUGAACUUGAAGCUCUCAUUCUGACUGGCCAUUGUUCUGAAAAGGACCAUGAUCCACCUCGAGGGCUUCAGUUGAUACUUGGUACCAAGAGAGUGCCCCACUUGGUAGAUACACUCGUUAUGGCCAACUUAGGGUACUGGCAAAUGAAAGUUUCUCCUGGGGUAUGGUAUCUACAGCUUGCUCCUGGUCGAAGUGCAGACCUAUAUGUGCUGAAAGAAAAUGGAGAUGAAAGCUCAUCUGCACUACUUAUUACAAUAAAUGAUUUGAGGGGUAAAGUCGUACACUUGGGGGUAGCUAAGAAAAGAGGGAAGGAGCAUGAGGAGCUUUUGAGUGCUUCUGAUGAUCACAUGGAACAGAAGAGAAAAGAUGAUGAAAAUAAAUGGAAUGCAAAUAUAUUAAAAUGGGCAACUGGAUUUAUUGGCAGUGGUGGAUUACCAAGGAGGAAGGACGAGAUUAGACCUGAUCACAAGCAUGGUGGAAGACAAGGAGAAACAAUCAAUAUAUUCUCAGUUGCUUCAGGACAUCUGUAUGAGCGCUUCCUGAAGAUUAUGAUAUUGAGUGUUCUCAAGAACACUCAAAGACCAGUAAAAUUUUGGUUUAUUAAAAACUAUCUUUCUCCUCAAUUUAAGGAUGUCAUACCUCACAUGGCUCAAGAGUAUGGGUUCCAAUAUGAACUCAUCACGUACAAGUGGCCAACAUGGCUGCAUAAACAGAAAGAGAAGCAACGGAUUAUCUGGGCCUACAAAAUCUUAUUUCUUGAUGUUAUUUUUCCACUUUCACUUAAAAAGGUAAUUUUUGUGGACGCAGAUCAAGUUGUAAGAGCAGAUAUGGGAGAUCUCUAUGACAUGGAUCUAAAAGGAAGACCUCUUGCAUAUACGCCAUUUUGUGACAAUAACAAAGAGAUGGAUGGCUAUCGCUUCUGGAGACAAGGUUUUUGGAGGGACCAUUUACGUGGAAAACCUUAUCAUAUUAGUGCUUUAUAUGUUGUUGAUUUGAUGAAAUUGCGACAAACUGCUGCUGGAGAUACCCUAAGGGUUUACUAUGAAACUCUUAGCAAAGAUCCAAACAGUCUUUCUAAUCUUGACCAGGAUCUUCCAAACUAUGCCCAGCACACUGUGCCUAUAUUUUCUCUUCCCCAAGAAUGGCUUUGGUGUGAAUCUUGGUGCGGAAAUUCAACUAAGGCAAGAGCAAAGACCAUCGACCUCUGUAAUAAUCCAAUGACCAAAGAGCCAAAGCUACAGGGAGCUAAGAGGAUUGUUCCCGAGUGGGUUGAUUUGGAUGCGGAGGCGAGACUUGUGACUGCAAGAAUUUUAGGUGAAGAAGUUGAGUCAAGUGAAACUGUUACCCCGUCGUCGUCAGUGCCUGAUACUUCACAGAGCAAUCAUCAAAAAGAUGAGUUGUAAUUGGGUUGGUAAUGCUCUGUGAUUUGAUAGGAUAACCAGCAGGGGAACAUGCCCAUGAAUGAAGCAGUAGUAUUGAGAUCAACUAGAGUUGGAAACUGCAAGAACUAGUACUCGUCUCCUGCCAUUGAUUUACCACUCUGAUAUAUCUCGUAUUUAAUUAUUCUGUAGCUAAUUAAUCACAUCAGAAACUGUCCAUUAAGCCAUCAUAAAAAUUUUGACAUUGCCUUCAACCUCAAAGUCGAGGAUAUUGUAAAAGGUUGGUAUUCAAAUGAGAUUAUAUAUAUUGCAUUUUCAACAA